This is a messenger RNA of Vanrija pseudolonga, 858 nucleotides long. RefSeq lists its product as uncharacterized. Bases 1 to 858 code for a protein of 285 amino acids. NCBI's taxonomy places the organism in Eukaryota, Fungi, Basidiomycota, Tremellomycetes, Trichosporonales, Trichosporonaceae. The transcript has a single exon. The record is from RefSeq and is a predicted model, not a curated record.
AUGCAGUUCACCCCGUACCCCCAGCUCGCCGCGCGCGUCGCUAGCAUCAAUGCCCGCCUGGAGCCGUUCCCGCGCGCCAAGCUGAUGAUCUCCACUGUCCUCCCGCACGUCCAAGGCAGCCCCAUCCUCGACCAGAACACGCGCCGCUUCCUCACCUGGGUGACCAGCAUCAAGGCGACGCGCACCUCUCUCACACCAGGUCAACCCGAGUUCCACGCGGCACUGGCGUCGACCGAGGCGCGCAGAUACAACGAGGCGCUGUACGCCGCCGUCCUCUCCCAUCGACUUCGAAAGGUCGUGGGAGACCUGUUUCGCGCGUACUUCAGGUUCCUGGAGACGGUGUGUAAUGUCCUGGAGUUCGAGGUCACCUAUCUGGAGAUGUGGAACACGGAGGAGGAACGCGAGCGCCAGGGGGUGUACACGCGCUUCCUUCCCUGCGGCAUCGCGCGGGCGGAGGAGCAAGUCGCGGCACUCAAGGACAAGAUCGAGGCGGAUAUCAGCGAGGCCAUGGAAGGCAUCCGCAGCUUGUCCAGCGCGUUCGACCGCUACGCCCUGCCAUUCCGUCCCCCGCCUCUCUGGACCGCCGUCGCCCUGCUCCGUGGCCUCGGUGCCAUCCCUCGCCCACCAGUCCCCAUCCCCUCUGAGACACAGCCGGCAAGCACGUCUACCCAACCCGUCAACCAGCACGCUCCUAGGACCCCAGGAGAUACCCUCACCACGGGUGCGGUCCCCUCUACGGGUGCGGGCUCCUUGGUGAGUACCAUCGGCAACCCGACCAUCGACCCGAGGCUGCUGGUCGUGCGCAACCUCGACGACUCGGGGGACAACUCGUGGCUCUUCGACGGGUCCUUUCCCUAA